Ceratotherium simum simum (southern white rhinoceros) is the source of this 579-nucleotide messenger RNA. RefSeq names its product hemoglobin subunit beta. Gene Ontology annotation, molecular function: oxygen carrier activity; heme binding; oxygen binding. Gene Ontology annotation, biological process: oxygen transport; hydrogen peroxide catabolic process. The record is from RefSeq and is a predicted model, not a curated record. Gene Ontology annotation, cellular component: haptoglobin-hemoglobin complex; hemoglobin complex; blood microparticle. Lineage: Eukaryota; Metazoa; Chordata; Mammalia; Perissodactyla; Rhinocerotidae.
GAGAAGGGAGGGCAGAGCCAGGGCUGGGCAUAAAAGGAAGAGCAGGGCCAACUGCUGAUUACACUUGCUUCUGACACAACCGUGUUCUCUAGCAACCACAAAACCAGACACCAUGGUGGAGCUGACUGCUGAGGAGAAGGCAGCCGUCCUUGCCCUGUGGGACAAGGUGAAGGAGGAUGAAGUUGGUGGUGAAGCCCUGGGCAGGCUGCUGGUUGUCUAUCCAUGGACUCAGAGGUUCUUUGACUCCUUUGGGGAUCUGUCCACACCUGCUGCUGUUAUGGGCAACGCCAAGGUGAAGACCCAUGGCAAGAAGGUGCUGCACUCCUUUGGUGACGGUGUGCAUCAUCUUGACAACCUCAAGGGCACCUUUGCUGCCCUGAGUGAGCUGCACUGUGACAAGCUGCACGUGGAUCCUGAGAAUUUCAGGCUCCUGGGCAACGUGCUGGUUGUUGUGCUGGCUAAACACUUUGGCAAGGAAUUCACCCCAGAGUUGCAGGCUGCCUAUCAGAAGGUAGUGGCUGGAGUGGCCAAUGCCCUUGCUCACAAGUACCAUUGAGAUCUUGGCCUGUUUCCUGGAGA